CGGUUUUCUGAUGUCAUUGCCAUGUCCGAUCCAUCCAAUAUCUAGACCGAACCGGAAAAAGAUACAGUAUACGCUGAAAGUCAAUGUCUUCCAACAAACAAACGGUACUCCAAAUCAAAGCAAGUGUUGUUCUUAUUUCAUGCGUGAAAACAAAAGAACAAAUUGGUAGGGGUUUGAUGCUGUUCCGUUCCUCUCAAAUCUCUGUCUUUUCCAUUACUCUUCCGCUAAGGACUUUCUUCAUCCAUUUUCCGAACUCAUAUACAUUCAUACACUAUGUUAUCCAUCCAUAUAUUUUCGCAUCAUUCAUAAAAGCUUUUUCUUAUCUUGAGUUUUUUGUUACUUCAAUUUUCCAUGAUUCAAUAACAAUAAUCGAUAGUAGUAACCUAAUCUAGAUCAGAACAACCAUUACCCUACUCAAUCCAAUCAAUUUAAUUACAUUUGUGUCCUCCAACUAUGCAAGCAGUAGGGUUAUCAGUUUCAUUUCCAUAUUACAAUUCCAGAUUUUCGACCAAUGCAUCACCUCAUCCACCCAUUGCCCUCAAUUUCACUUAUGGGUUUUCCAAAUCACUUACAAACAGAGACAGAAUAACUCGUCGGAAGAGUCCCUAUGUCAUUUGUUCCCGAAAGAAUGGUGAUGAUAAUGAUGAUGACGAUGGAUUUUACAUGAGGAAAAGCGUUGAGCUUGCUAGAAAGGGUUUAGGGUAUACAAGCCCCAAUCCGUUAGUAGGAUGUGUUAUUGUAAAAGACGGUCAAAUUGUUGGGCAAGGUUUUCAUCCUAAACCUGGUCAACCUCAUGCUGAGGUUUUUGCUUUGAGAGAUGCCGGUGAUUUGGCGGAGAAUGCAACAGCGUAUGUCAGUUUAGAACCUUGUAAUCAUUUUGGGAGGACUCCGCCUUGUACGGAAGCUCUUAUUAAAGCUAGAGUUAAAAAGGUUGUUGUUGGGAUGGUGGAUCCAAAUCCUAUUGUGGCUUCCAAAGGGGUGGAUAGAUUGAGAGGUGCCGGAAUUGAAGUUGUUGUUGGUGUUGAGGAAGAAUUGUGCAAGGGCCUCAAUGAGGGUUAUAUUCAUCGCAUGUUGGCUGGAAAGCCUCUGCUUACUUUGAGGUAUUCUCUUUCUGUCAACGGAAACUUGUUGGACUCACUUGGUAAUGGAGUAACCGACUCUGGUGGAUACUAUUCUAAGCUUUUACAAGAAUAUGAUGCAGUUAUACUGUCUUCUUCCUUAUCCGGCGAAAGCUUUUCAGUAGACUCGGUACCUUUAUCUCAAGAACCUGGAGCCAAUCAACCUAUUCGGAUUAUAAUGCAUAAAGAUUCUGGUUCUUCAAAUCAAAUGCCAUUAGUCAUCAAUGAUAGUAAAGUGAUAAUCUUUACAGAUAGUAGAACAGCUACAACUCCUAAAGAGGCUCAACAAGGAAUUGAAACUGUAUCUGUGGAUCAAAUAAAUCUGGAUGUGAUCUUGGAUUAUUGUAAUCGUCAAGGAUUGUGCAGUGUUCUGUUAGAUAUGAGAGGGAAUUUCAGUGAACAUGAAGAGCUUGUUAAGGAGGGUAUUAAGAAGAAGUAUAUCAAUAAAUUUGUGACAGAAAUUUUGCCAGUUUGGAAUGAAUGUAAUCAGAAUGAUCCUUUAUUGCCAUUCAAGAACUUAGAUCAAGGAGUAAAAGUGGAAAAUUUACGCCCGAUGGCAUCGGCUCAAAGUGUUGUAAUUGAGGGAUAUUUGAAUUUUAAUUAAUUAGAUUCAUAGAUUCUCGCUGUCCGUCUCUAUCAUUCUUUCUGUGCUAUGUUUUCCAUGACAUUUUGUGCUCAUGUAGACUAAAUCUUAAAGGCAUUUUUUGCA
This is a messenger RNA of Lathyrus oleraceus (garden pea), 1827 nucleotides long. Its product is annotated as riboflavin biosynthesis protein PYRD, chloroplastic. The record is from RefSeq and is a predicted model, not a curated record. The transcript has 3 exons. Gene Ontology annotation, biological process: riboflavin biosynthetic process. Gene Ontology annotation, molecular function: diaminohydroxyphosphoribosylaminopyrimidine deaminase activity; zinc ion binding. The coding region runs from base 454 to 1722 and encodes 422 amino acids. Lineage: Eukaryota; Viridiplantae; Streptophyta; Magnoliopsida; Fabales; Fabaceae.